AUGGUAAAUGAGUGCUUGCCGUUUCAGGCCACCCAGAAGGCAGAAGCCGUAAAACGCAAUCGUUCGCAGGACGAGGGCGCUAAAACUGUGAAAAAGCGCAAGAUGUCACACUGUUUUCACGUCCAAGCCACCCAAACUCGCGAUUUAUAUGGUGGGACGGGAUCACCUGCAAACGUCGUUGGUGGAACCGCGCCUGUGGCUUUUAAACGUAAUCGCGAGCAAACAUAUUCCAAUCGAUCACCUUUUCCCAAAGUGCAAAAAGUCAAUUAUAUGUCACAUGAAAUAGGAGGCAAUCUCAUCCCUAAUUCUUAUCAGGAUGAAUAUGGCUGCGAUUAUCCUGAAACAGAUGGGAAUGCUUAUGAAAGUCUGGGAGAUAUUGAUGUAAAUAUAAUUUUAGCUGAAAAUACCAUACAAGGCAGUGCGUUGGUGAUGGCUUUGAGUGCAGCGUUGGAAGGCAGUGCGUCGCAGUGGCUUUCACAAAUAUGUUAUCCCGAAAUAAAUUGGGCUGAGUUCAAGGAACUUUUCGUUCAGCGUUUUACCGGUGUGGAAACACCAGCUGGUCUGUUUUGGACUAUGUUAUCAACUAGCCCGACCGGCGGAAAUUGUCUCUCCAAUUAUGCAAGUCGCAUAGGGUGGGCACUCAUCAAUAAAUGGCAUAAUAUGGAUGUGGAGGAGACUGCUGUUUCUGUGACGCUUGCUCAGUUGGCUCAUAUUGAUACCAGAUUACAACGUCUAAUCUUUACUUCAAACGUGCGCACCAGGAGUGAACUACAGACCGAGCUUAAAGCUUUCACAUUCAACAAACGGAAGAAAUCUUUACAAGGAGAAACAGCUUCAACCGACAUAAAACGGCAGAAAUUUUCAACGAUAAAUUGUCAUUUUUGUGGAAAAUUGGGUCACAAGAUGGCUGAAUGUAGAGCUAGACAGCAACGUAGUCUUUCUCCCCGUGUUGCAGAGCAUAGUGGCAAGAGCGUGUUUGGUCGACAACAGCAAUCAAAUGUAACCUGUUUCAAGUGUGGCGAAGUUAGACACAUUACAACUCAUUGCAGUAAGCCCAAAAUGGACAAGGUCAAGGAUACGUGUCUGGUGAAGAGAGUGCAGAUUUGUGAAGUUGUCGAGCCCAAAGGAGAGAUGCUUCAUCACGGCGUUUUCAAGACAACAUUUGACUCUGGAUCGGAAUGUUCUUUAAUUAAACAAAAGAUAAGUGCUAAGUUAGUUGGUAAAAGAAUUAACAAUGUAGUAUUACUAAAGGGUAUUGGCAAUGACAGCAUUUGUAGUACAUUGCAAAUACUUAGCAAUGUAGAAAUUAACAACCAUUGUAUUGAAAUGUUAUUCCAUGUGUUGGGCGAUGAAUAUUUGAAGAACGAAAUUGUUAUUGUCCGAGAAAUAUUAUCGCAGGGUUUUCAUGUCAUUAUGUCACCCGGGAAAUUUGAAAUUGUCAGAUCAAAAAUUCUAAACUAUUGUUCAAAUAACGAUACAUUUUCUAAAGUGAAUACUGAUCUCGUCGGAGAAGAUAAAGAUAAAUUAAACAAUUUAUUGGAAACCUACUCGAAGUAUUUUACAAAGGGAAUUCCUUCUUCUACAGUCAGUACAGGUGAAAUGAAAAUUAAAUUAGCAGACCCCAGAAAAAUUGUUCAGAGAAGACCAUACAGACUUGGCCCAAAUGAAAGGGAGUUGGUGCGCGACAAGAUUAAAGAGUUGUUAGAAUGCAAUGUCAUAAGGGCAAGUUGUUCACCCUAUGCAAGCCCUAUGAUGUUAGUGAACAAAAAGGAUGGUUCUCACCGUUUAUGCGUUGAUUACCGUGAAUUGAAUGCUAAUUCAGUUUCAGACAGAUAUCCUCUACCUCUUAUAGUAGAUCAAAUAGCUAGACUUCAUGGAGCUAAAUAUUUCACAUGUUUAGAUAUGGCAAGUGGAUAUUACCAAAUCCCCAUGCAUGAAGAAUCGAUAGAGUGUGCGGCUUUUGUCACCCCCGAUGGCCAGUAUGAGUUUUUAUCAAUGCCGUUUGGACUCAAAAAUGCACCUUCAGUAUUCCCACGUACAGUGAUGCAUACACUUGGAGAACUUGCAAAUACAUUUGUGGUUGUCUAUAUGGAUGAUGUGUUGGUGGUGGCUGCAACAAAAAGUGAGGCUUUAGAAAGAUUACAGGUUACUCUUGACAUUCUAACGAAAGCUGGAUUUUUGUUUAAUAUUAAAAACUGUUCGUUUGCAAAGUCGACAGUUCAAUACUUGGGAUAUGAGGUGAGCGCAGGUCAAAUUCGUCCGAAUUCACUUAAAAUUUCAGCGUUAACGGCUUUACCGCCUCCUCAGUCGGCCUCUGCUUUAAGAAAAUUUAUUGGAUUGGCGUCAUAUUUUCGGCAAUUCAUGAAAGGAUUUUCCUGUUUCAUGAAGCCUUUGUAUCUUUUAACAUCGGGAAAGAACGAUUUUGUUUGGAAGCCAGAACAUGAACAAAUAAGACAGAAAGUUAUUUCUAUCCUUACAAGGAAGCCAGUUUUAGUUAUUUUUGACCCGCAAUAUCCAAUCGAAUUGCAUACUGAUGCAAGUUCUCGGGGAUACGGUGCUAUCUUAUUACAUAAAAUCAAUAAUAGGCCUCAUGUCGUUGAGUUUUCCAGCAAAGCUGCUUCACUUGCUGAGUCACGAUACCAUUCUUAUGAAUUGGAGACUCUUGCGGUUGUCAUGGCUAUAAAGCAUUUCCGACAUUAUUUAACCGGUAGAGAUUUUGUUGUUUUUACCGAUUGUAAUUCACUUAAAGCAUCAAGAACCAAACGUGAACUAUCUCCCAGGGCCCAAAGAUGGCGAGCGGUGCAAAAUAUAUCAGUAGCUGCAGCAUAUAGUAAAGACCACUUUGGUAAAACAAAGGCUAAGGUUGUUGGAUACAAUGUAGGAGAUUUUGUGUUGUUAAAAAAUGAAGAAAGGCAUCAAACAAAAUUAAGUCCAAAGCUUAGAGGUCCUUUACAAAUAGCUGAAUUGUUAGACGGAGAUAGAUAUAUCCUUAGAUCAUUGACAAAUAAUAGAAAAUAUAAGUAUGCUCACGAGAAUAUAAGAAUAUUGCCAGAGGAGUAUGUACCAGUUGAACUAGAAAGUAGUGAAGAGGCUUUAAAUGAUAGUGAAAAGGAAACUGUUGAAAGAGACAGUAAUGAAAUGAUUGAGAAAGAAACUGUUGAAAGAGACAGUAAUGAAAAGAUUGAGAAAGAAACUGUUGAAAGAGACAGUAAUGAAAAGAUUGAGAAAGAAACUGUUGAAAGAGACAGUCAUGAAAUGGUUGAAAGAGAAACUGUUGAAAGAGACAGUAUUGAUAUAAUUGAAACUGUUGAAAGAGGCAGUAUGGAUGCCUGA
Molecule: messenger RNA, 3333 nt
Organism: Anastrepha ludens (Mexican fruit fly)
Lineage: Eukaryota; Metazoa; Arthropoda; Insecta; Diptera; Tephritidae
Exons: 3
Coding region: 1-3333 (1110 amino acids)
Molecular function (GO): zinc ion binding; nucleic acid binding
Source: RefSeq, a predicted model, not a curated record